Molecule: messenger RNA, 1122 nt
Organism: Enterobius vermicularis (human pinworm)
Lineage: Eukaryota; Metazoa; Nematoda; Chromadorea; Rhabditida; Oxyuridae
Source: the annotation of a GenBank genome assembly
AUGCUGAAAGAGAUAGGUCCUUAUGACGUUUCGGACAAUGGUGUGAACGUUACAAUUAAUCGUUACGCUUGGAACAAUAAUGCAAAUGUUUUGACAUUGGAAUCACCUGUAGGAGUUGGAUUCUCUUACACUGAUGAUGGGAAUGUUGAAACCGAUGACGACAAGGUUGCAUCUGAUAACUGGAGUGCACUGAAACUCUUUUUUACACAGUUCUCAGAAUUUACGAGCAAUGAUUUCUACAUCGCCGGAGAAUCUUACGGUGGGGUCUAUGUUCCAACGCUAGCCAGUGAAGUUUAUAAAAGACAGCUAGAAUUUCGAAUGAACUUAAAAGGACUGAUAAUCGGAAAUGGAUGUCUUAGUGAAAAGCUAAACAGAAAUACACUUAUAGAAUACGCCUAUACUCACAGUAUGGUUGAUGAACCAGUUUGGCAACAGGUCAGAAAACAAUGUUGUAAUGGGACGAUUGGUACUUGUGACUUUGGCGCAUUCUCUGACUGGGGUUUCUGUCAACAGUUUGUACAGGAGGUUAAUCAGAAUAUCUGGUUUUCUGGAGUUGACGCAUUUGACAUCUAUUCGAAAUGUUACACUACAACAGUCUUGAAAACCAGACUUCGUUUUCCGCAAACGACAGCUAAUUUUAAUUUUUUUCAUAGAAUUAAAUCACAAUCAUAUCAAAUCUGUCGGAAUGAUGGAAGGGACUGGGUGUAUCUGAACAGACCAGAAGUUCGAGAGGCUCUUUUUGUGCGUGAUUUUGUUGGGGAAUGGUAUAGCUGCAGUGGCGAUGUCAAUGAGGCUUAUACACAGCUUUAUUAUGAAUUGGAUGAACAAGUUAAGAAUGCUGUGAAUAAAGGUGCACGAGUGCUGCUAUACCACGGAGAUACGGAUACGUUGUGUAACUUUUUGCAAGGACAAAGAUUUGCUGCUAAACUGGGGUUCAAGCAAACGUCGCCUAUGAGAAUGUUCAGAGCGGAGGGCCAAAUUGGUGGGACUUAUACGCAAUAUGAAGGUGUUGAAUUCGCAACUAUUAGAGGUGCUGGUCACUUGGCGCCAACAGAUAAACCAUCAGCAACAUAUUUUGUAAUAGAUGCAUUUCUUAGGAAGCAGAAACUGCAGUUAAUAUAG